UAAAAAAAAAAAAGCGAGGAGGUCGUGUCGCCAGCUGAUGACGUACGGUGCGCUCAUGAUGACGCGCGUGCGCAGUUCGGUCGGGCUCCGGCGGGACUCUGUUCGUACCGUGUUGUCGUGGCUGAGUGUCCGAGUCAGAGUCUAGGUGACGACAACAUGACCGUGGUCAUCGGGUUUGAGGGCAGCGCCAACAAGAUAGGAGUCGGGAUUGUGCGAGACGGCGAGGUUCUGGCCAACCCGAGGCGCACGUAUAUCACCCCCCCUGGACAAGGGUUUCUGCCCAGUGAAACUUCGAAACAUCAUCGCGGUGUCAUCCUCACGGUCCUCAGGGAAGCCUUGCAACAGGCAGCUUUGAAACCUGCUGACAUUGACUGUGUUGCUUACACAAAAGGUCCAGGGAUGGGUGCCCCUCUUGUAACGGUGGCCAUUGUAGCUCGCACCGUCGCCCAGCUUUGGAGGAAACCGUUGCUGGGAGUGAAUCACUGCAUUGGACACAUUGAAAUGGGACGCCUGAUUACCCACGCCAAUAACCCCACUGUGCUGUAUGUCAGUGGGGGCAACACACAGGUUAUUGCAUACUCCGAGAAACGAUACCGAAUAUUUGGGGAAACGAUUGAUAUCGCUGUGGGGAACUGUCUUGACAGAUUUGCAAGGGUGAUUAAGAUCUCCAAUGAUCCCAGCCCUGGAUACAAUAUUGAGCAGAUGGCAAAGAAGGGCUCUCAAUAUGUGGAACUUCCGUACACAGUGAAGGGGAUGGAUGUGUCUUUUUCGGGGAUCUUGUCGUACAUUGAGGAGGUGGCUCAUAAAAUGCUGGGAUCUGGGCAGUGUACAGCAGAGGACCUUUGUUUCUCUCUUCAGGAGACCCUGUUUGCGAUGCUGGUGGAGAUCACAGAGCGAGCCAUGGCCCACUGCAGUUCCCAGGAGGUUCUGAUUGUUGGUGGUGUGGGCUGCAACCUCCGCCUACAGGAGAUGAUGAGGAUCAUGUGUAUGGAAAGGGGUGCCAAGGUUUUUGCUACAGAUGAAAGGUUUUGUGUUGACAAUGGUGCAAUGAUUGCACAGGCUGGAUGGGAGAUGUUUCGGGCAGGACAGCUGACUGACCUGGCAGACUCCUGGAUUACUCAGAGGUACAGGACAGAUGAGGUGGAAGUCACUUGGCGAGAUUAAUUCGUCUCGCUUUAAAUUUUAACCCCCCCCCCCUCGUCUAAAUGGACAAUGAAGGGUAACUGUGAAACAGGAGGAGUUUCAAGGAAUUUCUACUGUCAGUUAAGUGUGGUAGAGCUUAUGUUUCAUUUCAUUGACUCCAUUGUGUUUUGGGUGUAAACUGCCCCACUGUUUUCCUAAAACGCAACACGACGACUUUUUAAUUCCGGUCUUUAGAAAUUACACCCUUAAAUUAGCUUCAAAAUUUGCUUGUCUAUUUUGCCAAACAUUUUGUUUCAUUCAUUUUUAAAAUAUGUUGAUUUAAUAAAUAAAAUGCUUAUGACCAUAUAUCAUACAGUGCCUCUAGAGUUUUU
Molecule: messenger RNA, 1514 nt
Organism: Scleropages formosus (Asian bonytongue)
Lineage: Eukaryota; Metazoa; Chordata; Actinopteri; Osteoglossiformes; Osteoglossidae
Gene: osgep
Product: O-sialoglycoprotein endopeptidase
Exons: 12
Coding region: 157-1164 (335 amino acids)
Biological process (GO): tRNA threonylcarbamoyladenosine modification
Cellular component (GO): cytoplasm; EKC/KEOPS complex
Source: RefSeq, a predicted model, not a curated record